GCUAGCGCCACGAGAGCAUCCUAAAUUGCAUCUGAUCGUCGUUGCAAGGUCUCGGGGAAAGGAAAGGUCGGGGAGCCUCAUAUACUCUACGAGUGAAUUUUCCGCACACCUCGUCUCCCUACUCUUCGAGUUCGAGCAGCCCUCCCCUCCCCACCCCACCAACCCAACUACAGAUCGGAUCUCCUUCCAAGGCCACUCGAACGAAAUGGAUAACAUUGGGAAUAUGCUCGGCCUUGGCACUAAUUCUACGAAGGAGGAGCGCAAGCAGGUUUUUUUUUUUUACCUCCCCUUCCUAUUAUUAUGACCCUUCCAACUCCUCGGGAAAUAACUGUGUUAUUAGGCAUUAAUGUCAACGAUUGCCCAACAAUCAAACAUCGAAAACGCCCGCACCCUGAUCGAAGUACCCGUCCCAUUGCCAUCACCAUAAAGGGUCGGCUGCGGAGCUAAUGGUGAAUAGAAAAUUAACGAAAAGUGCUUCGAAAAGUGUGUUCCUAAGCCGGGAAGGAGUUUAUCUUCCGGGGAAAGUGUAUGCUCCCCCUUCCCGCUGGCGGGUGAAGGAGCGGAUGGGGUAGUGGUUAAUAUUGCGGUAGGUUUGCUUGACGGCUUGCAUGCAGAAGUAUAUGCAGGCCUGGAACGCUGUGUCCCAAGCCUAUAUUUCUAGGAUUAAGUCCGAUCCGAAAGAUAAUUAGGGGCGGGAGAUGGGGUAGAUGGAGACAUGUAAACGCAAAUAAAGCUUUGAAUUCGUUUGUAUUGGGAAUGGGUUGGCUUAUGGAGCGUCUGCGCUCCGUGUUGGGCGGAAUAUUCAAUAGCUCUUGGGCUUGUUGUAUAUUAUAUCCCAUCCCGUUAGGAACACUUUGAGAAAUAGACAUGGUAAUAGC
Molecule: messenger RNA, 878 nt
Organism: Tuber aestivum (summer truffle)
Lineage: Eukaryota; Fungi; Ascomycota; Pezizomycetes; Pezizales; Tuberaceae
Source: the annotation of a GenBank genome assembly